ACGUUUGACUUGCCCUGCAAGUACGAAGACACCGUGCGACGCAGGAAGAAGCCCAAUCGUGAAGAACGUCUUCAAGAGCUGGAACAGCGCAUUCGAUCAUUACAAGAUGAAUUGAAUGAAGCGCACACCACUAAAAGGAGACGACUCAUGAGUGACGAUAACACAGGCCCAGAACAUGUCCAGCUCUCAGAUGAAUCUGAUUCAGAACUACCGUCUCCAAAAGAUGAUACCAUUUCAGUGCCCUUCGAGGCCGAGGCCGAUCGAGGCGAUGGCGACGGAGGGUCAUAUACCCUUAAAACCCCGAAAGGCGCCAUGCGCUUUUUUGGUGCAUCCUCCCAAUUUUCAAUUGUCUCCCCUGAGGGUGUGGGUUGGCUUGAAAGUAAAACGGGGAAUAAUUCGUGGCGCCAUGUCGCCCAGAGAAACGGCAGCCGAUGGAGGCUAGCUGAUUGGUAUCCCCGAGCUCUCAAAGAUGAUUUCCAGAGAAGAUGCUCACACCCCCUGCCAUCGAAGACCGUCAUACUAGAACUGGUCCAGGAGUAUUUUGCCACGUUCAACAAAGCCCUACCUUUGUUUGACUCCGAAAGCUUCAUGGGAAUGAUCAAUAGACAUUUUUCGUGGAAUCCCAGCGAAAGUCCGUCAUGGUGGGCUGCACUAAACAUUGUUCUUGCUAUGGGAUACAGGCAAAGGGCAGAGAGCCCAGGCGCUAGCAGCGAUGACUGGCAAAGCUGCCUGGGUCACGUCAAAAACGCAAUGAACGUGGUCACAGAGCUGUUUAUGCGGACGUGUGACCUACUAGCUGUCCAAGCUCUUCUUGGUCUGGCAUUUUUCUUCCAAGGCACGCCAAACCCCCAGCCUCUGUUCAUGUUUGCCGCUGCUGCUGUGCGGCUGUCGCAAUCUAUUGGGUUGCACAAGUCUAACUCCUUUGAUCUCCCGGCGUCUCAGGUUGAGGAACGGAGGAGGGUCUUUUGGAUGGCGUUUAUGCUGGACGCCGACAUCUGUCAGCGGACCGGUCGUCCUGCAGCUCAGGAUACCCGCGAUUUCAGUACUCUGCUACCCCGAGAAGAUCCACCUGAUGGUCUAGGCGUGAUGGAAGUCGGAAACUCAAAGUUCAACUUUUUCUCGGCACUAGCUCGAUUUGCUUUGAUCCAACGGCGAGUUUGUGAUGAGCUGUAUAGCACCCACGCUUUCAAGAAACCCAAGGAAGAAUUGAUGAAAGAUGUGAGGUCGUGCUUUGACGAUAUUGAAGCCUGGAAACAAAGUAUUCCGCCGAGCCUUCGACCGCAACGAAACUUUUCGCUCAAUCACCAUGCCUUCCGCCCAUACAUAUUGAGGCUCCAUUUUGCAUACCAUUGUUGCUAUCUCAAUAUUCACCGAGUCUGCCUGCUUCCUCGACGCUGGCCAGCCAGCCCGCAGAAUGAAGGUGCUAUCCCGCCAGGACCACUGAUUGAUCGAGAGACCUCAAUGCAACAAUCCCUGGAAGCAGCACGCGCUGCUAUUGAUUUGAUCGGCCAAGUUCGAGAUGACUUUGGCCAAUCCUUUGAAUGGAGCAUUGUUUACUUCCCAGGAGCAGCUUCAGUGGCACUCUUCUCGGAAAUUCUCAUCGAUCCUUCGCGCCCCGACACCGAAUCGGAUAUUUCUAUGAUCCAUACGGUUGUAAAUUUCCUUUCAAAGGUUGCAUCCCAAGAACAAGACACAUACUUAGACUAUGUGUUAGCGUUGUGCUCCGACUUCGAACAUGAAGCCAAAAAAGAGUUACAUCGGGCUAGAAACCCUGAGCCGAAUCCCAUGAGCAAUAAUCAGCCAACUGUUACUCGCCCGCAAUGGCAAAUCUGGGCGCAGAAUGACUAUCUACCCCAGACCCAGUUGACGGGGGGAGACUUCAACCAGCCCCAACCAACUCGCAAUGAUCCAAGCGAUUUUCCAUCUUCAAAUAUGCCUGCUCCAGAGCAAAUUCCACAAAAUCUAGGACAGCUACCGUAUCCUGCCCCCCUUUCUUGGAAUUGGCAAGACAUGUUAGCAGGUGUUCCUCCAGCUUAUGAUUUCGGACCAUAUGAUUUGAGUGGGGCUUCUGGAGGAUUGUGA
Messenger RNA from Penicillium soppii, 2082 nucleotides. Its product is annotated as fungal specific transcription factor domain-containing protein. Gene Ontology annotation, molecular function: zinc ion binding; DNA binding. Gene Ontology annotation, biological process: DNA-templated transcription. The annotation marks the transcript as partial. Lineage: Eukaryota; Fungi; Ascomycota; Eurotiomycetes; Eurotiales; Aspergillaceae. The record is from RefSeq and is a predicted model, not a curated record. The transcript is spliced from 4 exons.